AUGCCCGGCUCCAAAAAAUGGAAUAUCUUGCAGGCGACAGUCGGAAAUCUUGCAAAGCAUCUGGAAUCCCUUUCGCCAACAAAAUGUGUCAUGUUGGAAAAAGAGCGUUGCGCCAAUAACUACCUGGCCGAAUGGAUUGAUCACCAGUCUAAAUUCAAUAAGGUAAGCGAACACCAUAGCAAAUGGCGUAGGGAAAUCUUUGGAAGAUUGCUUUCAGCAGCUCCAAGGGCUAAGGGUACGCUUUAUUUUGUGUGUUUACCAAAAUUUCAGGACAAGGCCGUUCAAUAUAGCAACAUCGUUUCUGCCUUGCAGGAGCAAUCAGCAUACAAUGAAGCGCGUAUUGUGGACCUGGAGGGCUCGGCCGUCAAAUCGUCCACCGAAAUUUCUACUUUGGAUAGAAAAUUGUCCGAAACGACAGACCAAAUCUGCCAGACAUCAAUCAAGAUCCUGGCUCUAGACGAACAGGGCAUUCAUCUUUGCAUUGUGCUUCGUCAUCCUCGAUGGCCGUUUCUUUUUGAUUCAAAAGAUUUUGAAGAUAUUGACACAUGCGAUUUUCAGCGGCAAAUCGCACAGGGAUUUGAUUGA
Molecule: messenger RNA, 585 nt
Organism: Mitosporidium daphniae
Lineage: Eukaryota; Fungi; Microsporidia
Exons: 3
Coding region: 1-585 (194 amino acids)
Source: RefSeq, a predicted model, not a curated record